This is a messenger RNA of Penicillium pulvis, 309 nucleotides long. RefSeq lists its product as uncharacterized. The transcript has 2 exons. Lineage: Eukaryota; Fungi; Ascomycota; Eurotiomycetes; Eurotiales; Aspergillaceae. The record is from RefSeq and is a predicted model, not a curated record. Bases 1 to 309 code for a protein of 102 amino acids.
AUGUCAUCAAUCAUCACGUCCAUCAAAGACCUUAUUGCCUCUAUAUUCGAAGUCAUAUUUUCCAUAUUCCGCACGGCAUUUGAUGCAGUGUAUGGCUUGCUUCAUGCAUGCAUCGGAUUUGUUGUGGGGACCAUUAAGAUGGCGCUAUAUACGGUCGGAGAUAGUUUGAAAGCCCUAGGUGGAGUUGGCAAAUUCAUCGCCAGCAAUUUUGUUGUCAUCGCACUGAUCGCUGGUGGCGCAUACGGCUAUCUACAAUAUCAACGUCGUCAAGGACGCACUGUCAGAGUUGGGGAAAAGAAAUUGAAUUAG